AUGGAAGAGUUUUUAAAAAGAACGACUAAUAAAUUGAAAUCUAGCAACUACUCCGAGCUAACAAUUGUAUUAGGCAAUGAAAGUUGUGAUUUAGACUCCGCAGUGACUGCACUUGUCUAUGCAAUGUUUCUUAGCUGGCAAUACGAUCAAAUCAAAUGUAAAGUUUGCACGAAAAGCCAUCGUGAUGAGAGCAUGUACAAGGAAAGCAUAUUUGUACCAGUGUUGGAUGUAGAUAGAGAAGACUUUAGCUUGAAGACAGAAGUAGAAUACUGCUUGAAGGAUCAUGGAAUAAGAGUAGACAGUUUGGUGUUUAGGAAUGACAUAGACAUAAGGAAUCUUUUGGCAUCUAGUACAAAGACUAAUAUAAUUCUGGUGGACCAUCACAUCCUUAGUAAGAAGUAUGACUUCCUUGCACCUUAUGUGACGGAGAUUAUAGAUCAUAGACCAAUUGAUAGAAAGGAAUGGAACUACAAAGAAGACACGAGAAGUAUGAUAGAGACUGUGGGCUCUUGUGCUACAUUGGUGGCUCAGAGGAUGAAAGAUUUGAGUGCCUUGAUAGAGAAGAGUUUCGAUUUCUUUACUACUUAUCCAUCAUGCACCAGUCUACUUCAUUGUGCAAUAAUAUUGGACACAGUAAACUUUUCAAAGGAAUUAAACAAGGGAACACUUCACGAUAUAGAAAUAGCAGAGUUCCUGGAGAGUAUACUAAAGCUAGAAGACCGGGAAGGUGUGAGGAAAUCCAAAAUGUUAAGGUUGGUAGAUGCAAGGUCUGAUGUGUCUUCGCUGACCGCAUCACAACUGAUGAGGAAGGAUGUGAAGAUUGUUGGCGAUGUCCUUGUGCCUUCUUUCCCUAUACUAGUGAAGGAAUUUCUAAAGAACCCUGGAGCCCUGCAAGCCGCUAACGAAGCUCUACAGCGUUUUAACUGCAGCGUUGUACUACUUUUGGGCAUGACGCUCUCUCCAGCUCUUCAGAGAGAUGUGGCUGUUUAUGGACCUGGAGUCAGUGAGAAAGCAAAUAAGCUAGCGAAGUACCUCCAGGAUUGGAGCAGUCCAUCGUUCCAGUUGUCACCUGAAGAUCCGGGAGCAGGUUGUGACGGCUGUCUCUACUACAGCCAGUCAUACUUAGUAGCGACGAGGAAACAGUAUAUACCAGUUGUGGGAGACUUUUUACAGAAUUAUAUGGAAUAA
Molecule: messenger RNA, 1188 nt
Organism: Parnassius mnemosyne (clouded apollo)
Lineage: Eukaryota; Metazoa; Arthropoda; Insecta; Lepidoptera; Papilionidae
Source: the annotation of a GenBank genome assembly